Nicotiana tabacum (common tobacco) is the source of this 464-nucleotide messenger RNA. The record is from RefSeq and is a predicted model, not a curated record. Lineage: Eukaryota; Viridiplantae; Streptophyta; Magnoliopsida; Solanales; Solanaceae.
UAUUUCUUCAACUACAGAUUCCCAGAAGUAGCAUUCCUCAACACUGUUGAUUUACUAGAUAUCCGAGGUAAGAUUGGAACUCGAGCGUUAUCUCUAGGAACAAAAUAUGCAGCUUAUCUAGUGUUCAAAAUAUCAGAGAGGUACCAUGGCCUUGAAUCAACAAAUGCAAUGGUUAGAUUUGUUAAUCAAGAAAGCGAAGACGAGGCUGAAAAAAGAGCUACUACUGUAAUACUUGCAGCAAGAGCGCCGAGGCAUCUAAAAGAAAAAUUACCAGAAAAACGAACAGAUGGAUGGUUAGAAGUAGAAAUUGGAAACUUUUACAAUGGUGAAGGAGAUGAUAAUGGUGAUGUAGAAGCUUGGUUGUUGGAUUCUAGGCCUUUUCAUGCUAAGUGUGGUCUUAUCAUCGAAGGCCUUGAGUUUUGUCCAAUAUGAUCCAUAUUAGAAUUACAAGAUUCCGAAUUUGA